Molecule: messenger RNA, 258 nt
Organism: Macrosiphum euphorbiae (potato aphid)
Lineage: Eukaryota; Metazoa; Arthropoda; Insecta; Hemiptera; Aphididae
Source: the annotation of a GenBank genome assembly
AUGUUAUAUCUACCCAUACAUUUUAUAACACAAAGAGGGGUCUUUGACUAUGGUGGCUGUUACCGGGAAGAACGUAAAAUGUCAAGCCAUAAGAUAAAAUCUAUAAUAUCAUCAGUGAACAAUGAACUCCAUCCCUUCAAUUACAACAUUAACAAUAGUUUGAAAGUACCAUUGGAGGUGAGAUUAGAAGCUGUCUGGAAUUUCAGUGAACUGGAAAAUCUUUCCCAUGCUUGCAGAAUCAUACGAUCUGAAAAUUAA